Messenger RNA from Sardina pilchardus (European sardine), 1745 nucleotides. RefSeq names its product insulin-like growth factor-binding protein complex acid labile subunit. Lineage: Eukaryota; Metazoa; Chordata; Actinopteri; Clupeiformes; Clupeidae. Gene Ontology annotation, cellular component: extracellular matrix. The record is from RefSeq and is a predicted model, not a curated record. Gene Ontology annotation, molecular function: protein binding. Bases 138 to 1199 code for a protein of 353 amino acids. The transcript has 2 exons.
CCCGCUGAAAGACAUCACCACCGGCUGAACUCAACACCGCAGUCCGGCCGCACACCGCACACAGGGAUCAUCAUCGUCACCAUCCAGCUCCCUGCUCCUCCCAGCUCCUCAACAAGUGUCAGCCUCUGAGAGCCAGCAUGCGCCUCCUGUGGGUCCUCCCUCUGUUGGUGGAGGCCCAGAACAAGUCCUUUCUGCACCGCUGUGCCCUCGGCUGCGACUGCCAGGAGGAACUGAAGCAGGCCAACUGCGCCCGGGGCCUCCUCCGACACCUGCCCGGCCCGCUGCCCCCCCUCACCGAGCACCUGGACCUGUCCCAGAACCAGCUGAGCCACCUCCCCCGGCGGGCCUUCCUGAGCACGCGGCGCCUCAAGACGCUGCUGCUCAACGACAACAACAUCAGCAGCGUGGCCGACGGCGCCUUCUCGCCGCUGGAGAGCCUGCUGAAGCUGGACCUGAGCCGCAACCGCGUGGCCGCGCUGGGCGCCGGCUUCACCCUGGGCCUGGGGUCCCUGCGCGAGCUGGCGCUGGCCGAGAACCGGCUGACCGCCCUGCGCAGCCACGGCUUCCAGCACCUGGACGGCCUGCUGCGCCUCAACCUGAGCCACAACGCCAUCGGCCAGGUGCAGGUGCGCGCGUUCGGCUGCAUGAGCACGCUGCGCCAGCUGGACCUGGAGGGCAACCGUCUCCGGGCGCUGGGCAGCGGCGUCUUCACCAUGCUCAAGUCCCUGGAGGUGCUGCGUCUCCAGGGCAACAACAUCAGCCACAUCGACAUCGGCGUGUUCACGCCGCUCACUAGCCUGGCGCUACUGAACCUGGCGUGUAAUCAGCUGAGCAAGAUCCACUUCAAGACCUUCCUGAGCUUGCACACCUACAGCACACACAUCCUGCUGGAGGACAACCCCUGGCACUGCGACUGCGACCUCCAGAGAGUGUUCCGGAAGCUGGGCAGCGUCCGCCGGCUCUUCCUGGACGACUACUCCAACCUCAGCUGCGCCGAGCCUCCCGAGCUUCGCGGCUACCAGCUGAUGGAGGUUGACGCCGAGCUCUGCAUCGCCGAGACUGUCACAGUCCUCAUCAUCACUGUUACCGUGUUGAUCACCGUGGUAGCGGCUAUCCUCAUGGCGGAGAGGAAGAGGAAGAGCCGGAAAAAGGAGAAACACUGGACAGAUGGGGCUAGCCAGAUGUCCUAUGACUCUUAGACCAACAUGGACCCCUUUAAACAGAAGCACUCGUGUCUGUCCAGUGAUCCCCAACAAUUAACAUAAACACUGCCAUAGCCUUCAGUUUGUACUCUGUACAAAGACUAAGUAGCCUACAUGUUCUAAGACUCUGUCAUUCUGAACUACUGGGACCAAAAUUGACAAACAUGUCUUCAAUGUAACUUUUUUCCUGUACGCUUUUUGUAUUCUGGGAACUCUGCAUACUGGGAUAGUAGGCCUAUCAUCAAAUGUUUUAUAUGGCAUAAUAGAUCAUCAAGAAAUUCCCUUGAUAAUAAAAUGUAUUUUCCAUUCAACAAAAUAGCCUAACCUAGACACAACAGUCCUGUAACUGAUAAGAAUGUGUAGAUGGUCAUCGCAGACAGGAAAGAACUGCCGAAUACAAGCCACUUAUUGCUGCAGCCUUGAGAGCAGUAGCCUACUGAAGUGUGUAGGCUACAAUUCGGAUAAAUGUUAGUGGAUUAUAAAAACUGUAGCCUAAGUGUUCUCUUACAAUUUAGCUAUAUCUGACAUCAUAAAUUGGUUUUA